AUGUCUCGCUCAAUUGUCAAUACCAAUACUUAUCCGUGGCUCUUCAACGCCAGUGAAACCAUAUCCACCAAGGCAAAUGGCGACACCAAAGACAUUGAAGUCAAGAUACCCAAGUGCAGAGGCAAAAUACCCUCCCUCCAAGCAUCACGACUUCGGAGCAUGAUGCUUGAAGCCCAUGCGGACCCAGCUAAAAUCCUAGCAUUUGUAUGUAGCUAUGACGCAUUGAGCUCAAAACUCUGUGAAGAGGCUGGUUUCCCUGCACUUUUCCUUGCUGGAUAUCCAAUGGCGUCCUCUCUAGCCCUUCCUGACACGGGGUAUAUUGCUUUUCAAGAAGUUGUUGGGAAAGUUCAAGAAACUGCCAGGGCUACAAAUGUUCCGAUUCUUGUAGAUGGGGAUACCGGAUACGGGGGACCGAUGAACGUUCGCAGGACGGUUGAGGGGUUUGCUCAUGCAGGAGCGGCAGGUAUAAUGAUUGAAGACCAAGUUUGGCCAAAACGUUGCGGCCACACUCAAGGCAAAAAUGUGGUUUCGCGAGGGGAAGCAUAUGCACGAUGGCGUGCAGCCGUCGAUGCCCGAAACGAAGGACUAGAUAUUUGGAUUAUGGCACGUACUGACAGCCUUAUUCUUGGCUACGACGAAGCCAUAACGAGAGCCAAAGCAGCAAUUGAAAUUGGCGUUGAUUGCAUCUUCGUGGAAGCUCUUCCAGACCGGGAGAGUAUGGUCCGCCUUCGAAAUGAUCUGGCUGGUAUCCCUAUAUUUUCCAACAUCAUUGAAGGCGGCAAGACUGAGAACCUGUCCGCAAAGGAUCUUGGAGAAAUGGGAUACUGUGCGGUGGCUUAUCCCUGGACAUUAGUUGCGGCAAAAUUGAAGAGCAUUCGGGAGACACUGGAGGCAAUCAAGGGGUCGUUUCUAGUCGGGAAGCCGCCAACAGUUCUCUCAUAUGCCGAAGUUUGUGAUGGAGUUGGAUUUAACAAGUAUUACGAACUGGAAGAGAGGUAUCAGUUUGAGGGGUCGAUGACUGGGAGCAAAGGGUUUCAGUUUAACUAG
This is a messenger RNA of Talaromyces rugulosus, 1047 nucleotides long. RefSeq lists its product as uncharacterized. Gene Ontology annotation, molecular function: catalytic activity. Lineage: Eukaryota; Fungi; Ascomycota; Eurotiomycetes; Eurotiales; Trichocomaceae. The record is from RefSeq and is a predicted model, not a curated record. Bases 1 to 1047 code for a protein of 348 amino acids. The transcript is spliced from 3 exons.